CACAGUCACGCCGGCUCCCAUCCCGGAGAGCCUAUAUAACGCAAGCCCACCAUUGCCUCUUUCUCCACUUCACAGCCCCUUCACCAUGACGGGCCACAUCACCCUCAGCAACAAGUACGCCAACCUCCCAUCGGCUUCAAGCACCGCUGCAAACACCCCAGCCGCAACCGAAGACCGCCCCUUCGCCUUUCCCUCGUCUCUCUCGCGUCACACCAGCAGGCUCUCUGAGAGAAUUGUCGACGAUGAGAAGGAGAUGAAGAAGGACAAGGACGUCGAGUCAGGCCAGCAGGCCCCAGCAGAGCAGUACCUUCCCAGCGUAGACUAUGUCGCUCCCGAGAAGGUUGAGAUGUCGACGCGCAAGGCAGUCUUACUUGGAGCCGUCAUGAUGUCUACCACGUUCGUUGCUUCUUCUACCUUGUCUUCCUCUCUUCUCUGUAUCCCCAGCACAGCUGCUGAUCUCGACGUCACUGAGCUUGAAGCUCAAUGGGUGUCUUCGGCAUACUCUCUUGCAAACGGUGUAGGUCUCCUGGUGAGCGGCCGUUUUGCCGACAUCUAUGGAAGGAAGAUGCUCUUCCUUAUGGGCAUGGCCGCCUUCCUGGUCAUGAAUGUCAUCUCUGGCGUCGUCAGAAGUUACAUAGGUGUAUGUGUUCUCCGCGCUCUUGCUGGUCUUUCUAUCUCCAUUUCCCUUCCGGCUGCUUUCGGUAUCCUGGGUGUCAACUUUACUACCGAACCCAGGAGGACGAUUGGUUUUGCUGCUCUCGCUCUUGGCUACCCUGUGGCUGCUGCCGUCGGCCUCGUCAUUGGAGGUGCCAUCUCUGGGGUCAGCAGCCGAGGAUGGCAAUACGUCUUUUUCGUUGACGCCGGACUUGCGCUUCCGGCAUUGAUCGGUGGUGUCUUCCUCAUCCCCGCCGAACCUGCCAGGAGAAGCAGUGUCACCAAUCGCAAGAUCGACUGGGUCGGCGCCUUCCUUGUGACGGCCGGUUUGAGCCUUUUCAGUUUCGCUUUGACCCAGAGUGGUGUCGCUGCCAAGGGCUGGUCUGAUCCUUACAUCCCCGUGGUGCUCGUCAUUGGCCUCCUCCUUAUCGUCGUCUAUGGCUUCUGGGAGCACUGGCUCGCCAACAACUCCACCACCCCACCUCUCACCCACCUCUCUAUCUUCACCCGCCAGAACUGGAAAGUAACGGCCAUCAUCGUCGUCGCCUUUUUCGCCUACAUCCCCAUCGCUGGCUGGAAUUACCUUACCACCAUCUGGUUCCAAAACUACAAGCACGACACGCCUAUCAUGAAUGCCGUGCAUAUCAUUCCUGCCCCGAUCUUUGGAGUGGGAGCGUGUGUGCUAGUGCCGUUGCUGGCGCCAAGGGUGAGGGCACCGGUGCUUCUCAUGAUGGGUAGUAUCUCGACGGGUAUCGCCACUGUGCUUUUUGCGGUCACGCAGGACUCGACUAUUUGGUGGUCUACCCCAUUCUUGUCUACCGUCUUUAACCCUCCCGGUAUGUUAUCUCCAUCUUUCCCUGGUGCCUAUGCUGACCCACUUGCAGGAGCAGACAUUACCGUCGGCAUCGGAAGUGUCCUCAUGUCCAACCUCGUCGAAGAAGACGAACAAUCCCUCGCCGGUGCUCUCUUCCAAACAUCCCUCCAAAUCGCCAGUACAGUCGGCAUCACCGUCGCCUCGCUCACCCAAUCCGAGAUUGCCGAGAAGCACGGCUUGCUCAAGGGGGUGCAAGACUCGUUCUGGUUGAUGAGCGGUUUCUGCUGGUUGAGUGCGAUCUUGGCGAUUGUGACGUUGAGGGGAGUCGGACUGGCGAAGGAUGUGGGAAAGAAGGAGUAGGGAGCGCGUGUCGGAGGGGGAGGUUGUACACAUACUGUAUUAUGGCGGCGUCUUUUUGGGAUGUGUGCUGAAGUUUCAGCUUUCUUUCGGAUCCUUUUUUCUGUGGCAUAGCAUACAUAUAGCUACACAAUCAUGCUGUCAUCAUAAAGUUGUAUUCCCAGCUGUUCACAAUUAAAUCUCAUACAUCACUACAUAAUCGUUUUACACAUGAACAUAAACAAUUGUAUCGGGAUACAUCAGCGAUUACCUCUGUG
Molecule: messenger RNA, 2082 nt
Organism: Cryptococcus amylolentus CBS 6039
Lineage: Eukaryota; Fungi; Basidiomycota; Tremellomycetes; Tremellales; Cryptococcaceae
Exons: 6
Coding region: 86-1828 (580 amino acids)
Biological process (GO): transmembrane transport
Cellular component (GO): membrane
Molecular function (GO): transmembrane transporter activity
Source: RefSeq, a predicted model, not a curated record